AUGUUUAAAACUAUCAGAUUUUCAAGAGGUUACCUUAGGAGUCAUAUAACUUCAAUUCAAGCCAUCAGAUACUCAUCAUAUACCCAUUACACUCGUAAGACAUUAGCAGACAUUGCAAGAUUAUAUCAAAAUGGAGAGCCUAUUUCAAUGGUAACUAGUCAUGAUUUCUUAACUUCAAAGAUGUUAGAAACCGCAGAAAUUGAUAUCAAUUUAAUUGGUGAUUCACUUGCCAAUACAUCUUUAGGAUAUGAAUCAACUAAUGAAUUAACAUUGGAUGAAAUGAUAUAUCAUGUCAAAUCGGUACAAAGAGGGAAUGGCCACUCAUUAUUAGUUGCAGAUAUGCCAUUUGGAACAUUUGAACGUUCUCCUGAACAAGCAGUAGAAACUGCUGUUAAAUUGGUUCAACAGGGGAAAAUUCAAGCAGUUAAAAUUGAAGGUGGAAAUCCAGAAAUUAUACCUACAAUUGAAAAACUUAUAUCAAUUGGUAUUCCAGUAAUGGGUCAUGUUGGAUUAACUCCUCAAAAACAUAACACUUUAGGUGGAUAUAAAUUACAAGGUAAAAAUUCUCAAAAUGCUAUACAAAUAUAUCAAGAAUGUUUAAAUUUACAAAAAGCAGGAGUAUUUGCAAUGGUAUUAGAAUGUAUCCCCAAUAAAUUAUCGGAAUUUAUUACUAAUAACUUAUCAGUUCCAACAAUUGGAAUUGGAGCUGGUCCACAUACUUCUGGUCAAGUUCUUGUUAUUGCUGAUAUGUUAGGUAUGGCAAAUCCUGAAGAAAGUCAUACGGCAAAAUUUGUCAAAAGAUAUGGAAAUUUCUUUAAAGAAGGUGUUGAAGGAUUAAAGAACUAUAAAACUGAAGUUAAAUCAAAGGAAUUCCCAGUACCUGAUAUUCAUGGUUAUAAAAUGAAGCGUGAAGUAUUUGAAGAAUUUAAAGAAAAAGCAGAAUCAAUGACGUAA
Messenger RNA from Hemisphaericaspora subhashii, 954 nucleotides. Its product is annotated as 3-methyl-2-oxobutanoate hydroxymethyltransferase. Lineage: Eukaryota; Fungi; Ascomycota; Pichiomycetes; Serinales; Debaryomycetaceae. The record is from RefSeq and is a predicted model, not a curated record. Gene Ontology annotation, biological process: pantothenate biosynthetic process. Gene Ontology annotation, molecular function: 3-methyl-2-oxobutanoate hydroxymethyltransferase activity; magnesium ion binding. Gene Ontology annotation, cellular component: mitochondrion. Bases 1 to 954 code for a protein of 317 amino acids. The transcript has a single exon.